AUGGUGUCCCGUGCUGAGCUUGAAGAGUUCCGUCAGUACUUUGAGUGCUCGCUGCUCAGCUUGGUUCGUGGUGCCUCUGUGGAAGCCAAAAAGGACGUCGAUAGUGCGAGAUCAGACUUCAUCGAAGCACUGCAAUCUUUCAGGGACGACACCCUUGAAGCUUUGACUGCUCUGCACGAGCGUGCUGACCUUCUGCUUGAGAAUCAGUUUAGGCUGCAGAACCAGUUUGUGAUUUUGCAACAGCGCCUUACUCGGCUUGAAGGUGAACCGGACUGCACUGACGGGCCGUGCUGCCCGGACGGGCCCACUGACCCUGAUGACAGGUCUCGCUUGGGCGGGUCCGCACCGCCCCUCCCCGAGUCGGGCAUUCCCUGCCCACCUGUGAAUCGGCACGUGCAUUUGAGGCCCCCGGCACUGCCGGCCCGCGCAGCCCCUUUCACACCGCCGUUUCAAGCCUUGCCUGAGCUUCAGGCUGCACCUCCAUUGCCCAAUCCGCAAGGAAUGGUGGUGUCGGUAUCGAACAAGCGCCCGCGCGCCAGCAAGCAGGAUGGUCGCGGGAUGCAGGCCAUUCGUGCACACUCAGCGGCCUGCUCUCAGAUUGCUGUGAACCUCAUGCUGCAGCUUCUUGCCUUCUUGGGGUCUGAAUCCAGCUUUUUCUCCGCCAUCCAAUCAGCAGUGCAUUUCGAUGCACACGUGCGCCGUGUACUUGCAGGUUUUGCCGCAACGACUGUCAUCAGGUACAUCACUACCUUUAACUCCUUUGCUAAAGCUUGUGAGGACUUGGAUGUGUGUCUUCUUGAGAUUACUGCAGUGCAAGCGGCCGACAUCUUGGUCACUUUGCAGCUUCAAAGACAGGAGGAUCCGACUGUCGGAUCGUCGGCAAUCACUUGCAUCAAGGCCGUACGGUGGGUUUGCAAGAACACCCAGUGCAUUGUGUUUGAGGUUUUCUAUGGCGAGCUGAUUUCAUCCUUCUUGAAGACCAAACUGCCUAAGGACCGCAGGGAGAGCCUACCCCUGCCGCUGUAUGCUCUUGUGCAGUGGGAACGGCGCAUCCUUCAGCGCUCCACCCCAGUGCGGGACAUAGUACUGCUCGGUGCUUUUUUGGUCACAUGUUGGGCGAGUCUUCGCUUUGCUGACAGCCAGCGCAUCGAAUGGAGCUCAUUUGCUUUCGACGUGGUUUCGCUUCGGGCCAUUGCAUACCAGACGAAAACUUCGCAUCAGGGCCAACCCUUCGGCCUAAUCACUCAAGGCUUCUUGCAUCAUGGCACACACUCCUGGGUGGCUAGGUGGCUCCGGGUUCUUGAUUCCAUCGCUUCGCAGGAGGUGCGCGACUUUGAGGUGGCUCCUAGCUUUCUGUUUCCGGCACUGGACGAUGACGCCGAGUUGCUCCGGCCCCUGGAGCCGAUGAGUUACCCUUCAUGCUUGCGCUGGUUGCGCUAUUACUUGCAGUUUCCUUGGAUGGUGUCUCCACCCGAGGUGCCCGUAUCUAACUAUACGGUGCACUCCAUGAAGUGUAGCCUCUUAAGUUAUAUGCUUGAGGUGCCGGACAUCCGCGGCCCAGACAGGGACGCUCAAGGACAUCAUAGGGGGAGUAGCAGGGAACUCUACAGCAGAGAUGACGUGCUAGGGGCGCUCCGCGCUCAGACACAAUUGAGGUCUGCUGUCUUGGCGGAUUUUCGCCCAAGGACGCCAUUGCACCGUGGAGCACAGCUGCCUAUGGCACCGAUCCCUUUUACUUUGGAAGCCUUCAGCAAAGAGAUCGAUCCUGCACCGUGGGGUUUCUUUUCCUUCGAUGUUGGUGUCCCCGGGUCGCUCCCCUGGGUUCCCGGUCAAUCUUCGGCAUGUGCUGCGGAAACACCUGCUGCAGAGGCCAGCACCAAGGCUGCCGAGCCCUCCUUGCCCGACUCCGCAUCGGAGGCUGGAUCUGAGUCAAGUCUUGAGUCCGAGGCAGGGCCCGCGUCGCUCGGCCCCCCAGAUGAGGUGCACAUGGUCGCCGCAACAGGCGUUGUGCACGCCGCAUGCCCGUCAGGUGAGAGGACACUUUGUGGCAUCGGACACGGGUCUGCCCUCGAUCAGCCGCUUCAGGCCCGAACGGUAGUUUUUGCCGACCGCUGCUCUCGCACCAUGGCAGAUGAAUUGUUCGAUGCUAAAUCCGCGGAUGGAUCAUUCAAUCUGGUGAAUCCUUCACCGUGCCCGCUUAAAGCAGAGGGAGCCUCAAGCUUCAAUCAGCUCCUUCAGGAUCACGGCAUCAGCCAGGAGCUCACGGAUCGGCUGCUCGCCGACGGUUGGGAUGCGAAAUCUUUUCGCCAUGUUGUCUGCCAGGAAUCUGAGCUUGCGGGGGUCCUCCCUGAGAUGUUCCCGGACACUGAAGUGUCCUUGAUGCAGCGUGCCAAGCUGCGAGCCGUCUGGUCGUCGCUGCAGCGACGCGGUAGUAACGAUCCUGCUCCUGCAGAACCGCUGGGAUCCCCGGCCAAGCAGGGCUCGGGAUGGUCGGAAGCCUUCGCGCCCAAGCUUGAUGCAACGCGGGUGGCCACACUCAAAAAACGUUUCUUGGAAGCCUUCCCAUCCGAAAUCUUGACGGCUAUGAAUACCCCCUCGCUCCGCCUCUUGAGCACUGCUGUCGACGCCGAGGUUAAGAAGAACUGGUCUUGGAUCCCGUGGAAGAGUCGCAUGACGCAACAGAUGUAUGAGGAUUCCCUCAUGCAGAAGCCCGCAAAAAGGGCCAGGAUUGAGACCCUUCAGCUUUCGGACCUGUUGCUUGAUGAACCGCCACAGAUUGAUAUCAAUGAUUCCACCAUGGGGAUUUCAAUGAUCCGUAGGCUGUUGGAGGUGCAUGACAAUGCCCUCGCUCUUGCAGGCACCGCGCAUCUUGCGCGCCUCAAAGCUUACACCUCUAAGUUCUUGAGCCUGGUUUCGCAAAAAUUCCCGCCAGAAACAAACCUUCGGCCCCCCUCUGUGCUGGAAGCUCAGCAGGCGGACAAACACUUGUGGUCGUGCAUCUUUCAACUUGUGAUCGAGAAAGAAUGGCAGGUGAAUGAUGCGAUCUACGAGUUCACGGAGAUCCGUGGCGAUAUGUCGUCAUGGCUGCAGCCCCGCGCCAAAGCUGCCUCGGCAGGCAAUCGUAGGCCGUAUGCACCGGGCGGCCGUGACAACCGCCCGCCCACCCCACCGCCAGGUCGUGGCAAUGGCAAGGGAAAGGGGAAAGCCAAGAGCCCCACCAAGCAAGGCACCCAGCCUAGGGGCGUUCCGUGGGUUCGCGAGUACAAGGAGGGCGGCCAGGUGAAAAAAUUGUGCAUUGGGUGGCAGAUCGGGAAAUGCCAGCGUGGCAACUCCUGCGAGUUCACGCACGGCUGCCUCUUCGAUUGCAUUUUGUGCUCAUUGCGGGAAGUCACCAUCGCCCUGCCUGAGCUUUGCAGGGACCUGAAUGCCCUAUUCAGGUUCCUCUUUCCAAACGAGCACUGGAACGCUUUGUGUGUCUCGCGCAAUGGCCUCAGUGCGCUGCAUUCCGACUCAGCGAACAUUCCUGGCUCACGCAAUUUGUCACUCUCGCUGGGCGCCUUCUCGGGUGGCCAUCUGUGGAUUGAGGACCUCUCCUGCCUCUCGCAAGGCCAGCCGACAUCAGUUGCAUCUGGCUCGGGCUGGCUGCAUGGCUGUGCUAUCGACACACAUCGCAAAGCCAUUAGCUUCGAUGGCCGCAUUAGACACAUGACACUUCCUUUCUCAGGAGAGCGUUGGGCCCUCACAGCCUUUUCCCUGCCUGACGUGUGUUGUGCCGAACUUGAGCGUCCGCAGAUGUUCCUCCUGCGCAGCAUCUCCCUUCAGCACAGCCAAUGCCCGGCGCGUCUUUUUCUCGAGAUCACAUGGAGCAAUCACUCGCGCCAUCAACUUAGCAUGGCUGUCCGUGCUUCAGGUGGAAACUCCCUCACUCUAAGCCCCAGCCUUGACCCGACCCUGGAUGUCCUUUGCCCAGACCUCCUCGAGCAGGUCCUCUUCCUUUGCGGCUCGGGAGCGGUCGCGUAUCUUGCAGCAUCGCCACUAGCCGAGUCAGCAGACUCGCCUGACGACGUGGGUUCCUCCUCGUGGCUGCUAUCGGCAAUGCACGAGCAAACGACGGCGGCAAAGGUUUCCCGUUGCACCUGGCUCCUCAGCAUUGUACACACUGCAGGGGGUCAAGGGCAUUUGGAAUUGCCCCCCACUUCUUCUUACUGGUCGUCUGAGCGGCCCCAGGCCUGGCUGCAUCAGGGAAACUGUGCUCUGGUCUUGAUACCCCCAUUGCUGUACUCAGACUCAGCUAUUCCGUGCCAGCCCCAGCUCUUGGCUGCUUCUUACCGCCCGCUUUCCGCCCUGGCGGUCAGCUCGCCCGCCUUCGCUCCCCCGCAAUGCGCAAGUGCAUUUGCAUCUUCGUUUGCCACGAUCGCUGCCCCUCUGCUCCCGGCAGAGGGCCGCGAGCUAUCCCUGCAGUCAGUCAUCAAGUCUAUCCCACGCAAAGGCCUUUUCGCAGGCCCACAUGCACUUCAUGAUGGUGCUGGAAAACGCUCCAUUGCCGAUUGGAGCAGCCCUGCAAGCCAUGAUGCAUUUCGGGGAUUACGCAAAGCCCUGUUGCAAUUCUGCAUCUCAGCUCGAGCCGACAAACGCUUGCUUGCUCGCGGUUCCUGCCCGUCGAAUGAACCGCUUUUCAGCUCUUCCGAAGUGUCCGCAGCCAGGGAUCUGGUGUUUCCUUCGCUGGGUAUGCAGACCCCGGAUAACGCUUGGUAUGUGCAUCCAUACCAACCCAUGUGCUUGCACGCAUUUGAAGCCCUGGCACAACAUUGUGGCGAUCAGGACAUUCAUCUGUUUCCGCAUUUGCGUAUGGGUGUGCCAACCGGGUACCUGAAUGACAUCCCCCCUUCCAACUGUUUCUGGCCUCCCAAAGGCCAAUCAGGGGAGCUGAUUCCAUUGGCGCUCAAUCUUGAAAACUGGAAGUCGGCCGAUGUGGCUCCUGAGGUCACUUCGCGCUUGCUUCAAGAGGAGUUGGACGCGGGAUACUGCUUUAAGUUUGAAGGCACACUUGAGGAGGCGAAAAGUAGAUGGCCCGUUGGCCUAGCACUGGGAAAAUUGGGGGUUGUUAGGGCUCCGGGGAGGGCCGAACGACUCGUGUUGGACAACAGCGUAGCUGGGACCAAUUCUCAGUGCACAGUGCCGGAACGUCAAUGUUUCCCGAGCAUACACGAUGUUUCGCAUUCUUUCCCGAUUCGCGAGACUUCCGACCGCCAGAUGGCCAUUUGCAUUGAUGUCAAGCAGGCGCACAAGCGCUGCCGCAUCCGCGACUCCGAGCAGGGCCUGCUCGGCUUCACUUGGCACAACGCGCUAUACUUUUUUCGCUGCUGCCCAUUCGGAGCAGUUUUCUCACAGCAUUGGUGGGGUCGCGUGGGAGGGUGCACUUUGCGCCUGUUACAUACCCUGCUGUUCCUGGCCCAUGUGGGCCUCCUUUUCGUGGACGACUUCAUUUUCAGCCAAGCGGCCAGCCUCAUGCCGCUCUCGGGAGCUGUGAUAUGCCUCUUUCUUCAGAUCCUGGUGUUCCAGUCAGUUGGAAAAAAUUACAAAUUUCUUGCCGGGUCGAUUGGAUUGGAUGGCGGUUGUGCUUCUCUUCGGGAACUGGAAUCCUUUCUGGGCCUUGCCAUGUGGGCCUGUGCACUCUUCCCCACUAUGCGUGCCAUGAUGCACCCUUUCUACAAAGACCUUUGGUCUCCGGCUGCCUUCGAGCGUUGGUUGCAACACGUGGCACCACUCGCCAGCAUGCGCCCAUCUCAGGUUGCAGACGUUGAGGCCUUCGCCGAUGCAUCGGAAUUUGAAGCAGCAGGCAUUCCUUUCGGCAAUGACCUGGCUAAGGAGAUAGCCAGUUGUGAAGCCCUGGCUCAGGCGGUGCUUCUGCUACGGCCAUCCUUCGAAUCCUUCAGCCUGGCGCAUACCGAACAAAACACGAGAAAGCGCCCAUUCUGCGUUCUGCCUGAGAGCCAGGUGCCCAAACUGGCUGCAGCACUGUUGCCACGUGGCAGUGACGGUGGCUGUGACACAGCGCUUGCCACUGGUGGCUGUGACACAGCACUUGUCGAACUCCUCUAA
Molecule: messenger RNA, 6102 nt
Organism: Symbiodinium sp. CCMP2592
Lineage: Eukaryota; Dinophyceae; Suessiales; Symbiodiniaceae
Source: the annotation of a GenBank genome assembly